Molecule: messenger RNA, 3858 nt
Organism: Adineta steineri
Lineage: Eukaryota; Metazoa; Rotifera; Eurotatoria; Adinetida; Adinetidae
Source: the annotation of a GenBank genome assembly
AUGUUGGAAUUAAUCAAGCAAAAAUUGAUUAAUUUGAAUUUAUUUCAAUGUGUUCCUCCAAUACAAGAUGAAAAUAUUCUCCGACAACAACGUUAUGCUACACGACUUUCUAUAGUUCUAUCAAUUAUAUCGUUAAUUAUUUUUACUAUUUUCACAUCUACUGAUCCACAAACAAAUCGUAUUACUUCUAAAUCUCCAACACCAGAAGAGUUUAUUCAACUUCAUAAGCAAUAUCCACAAACACUUGAUUGUCCUUGUACUCAAACAACAAUUGACUAUCAAUUCAUUUUUAGUAUCAAACCACAAUAUCAUGAAAUAUGUUCAAGUGAAUUUGUCUCUUCUCAAUGGAUCAAUAUUGAAUUUAGUAAAUCUUCGAUGACAAAUUUAUUAACAAAUGAUUUUCGUUAUCAAUCUCAAUUUCAUUUUCAACUUUUAUCAACAUUAUGUCAAAUGGCUAAUGAAACAAUUCAAGAUUCUCUUCAAUCAUUCUAUCGAACUAAAUUUGUCACAAAUAAACUAUUAAUUAAUGAAUCAUUUCAAACACAAAUCGAUUCAAUCGUGGAAGAUUUUAAAAAAAGUUUACCUGCAUCAUUUCAACGUAUAAUUCAAUUGAUAAAAACAAACUCCAAGAUUAAUCAAUUCAUUACACCAAUGAAUUCUAUAUUUAGUCCUGACGAAUAUCUUGCAUUAUUGCCUCUUACGCAUAAACCAUCAGAAGAAUUAUUAGACGAAACACAUUUGUGCUUUUCAUCUUCUGGUUUGCAAUGUUACCAAAAGACCAUGAUAAGAGAAAACGAAAUUAACAACAUUAUUCCCGGAAUGAUUCAAUCGUGGUUUCCUUUCGAAGCACUCAUGAUGUCAACAUUAGAAUGUUUAUAUAAUGAAACAUGUCUUUCUUACAUAAAAACAUUCAUUAACUCAACUCAAUCAUCAAUUAACAUUACUACACUAAAAUUAUCAUCAUCAUUGAAGAAUAGUCAAUAUGAUCGAAUUGAAAUAUUAACUAAUAAUCUUUUUAUUCGAUCAUGGGAUAAUGAUAAUUCCUAUGGGUCAUACUUUAAUCAAUGUCAUGUAUUAACAUGCCAAUACAGUUACAAAAGUCGAUUGAGUUAUAUUUAUGUUGUAACAAGAAUUACUGGAUUUAUGGGUGGUAUCAAUGUUAUUCUACAUAUAUUAUUGCCAUUGAUUGUUAAAUUAUUGAUUAAAACUUGGAAUUAUAUUCUUCAGCGUCAACGAAAUAACUCCCACACAGUAAGAGUAUCAAUAUCUAAACGAACCCGAUUUUGGACUUAUCUUCAAGCUCUUUGGAUAUCUAAUAAAAAAAAGAUUGAAGAAUUAAAUCUCUAUCCAAUUAUUCCACCAUCAACAGAUUUACAAAUGAUUCGUCGACGUCGACACAUAACUCGAAUCUAUUUGAUAUUAUUAAUGACAAGCUUGUUCAUUCUUAUUAGUUAUACAUUAUUGAAACAAGAGACAGUGGCAGACUCAGUUUCAUAUCCAUCAUUAUCAAAAUACGAAGAAUUAUUUGUUCAAUAUCCUGUAACAUUACAAUGUCCAUGUAAUCGUAUUACAAUCAAAUUCAAGGAGUUUAUAUCUCGAAUUGAACCUCAAUACCAUGAGAUCUGUUCGAGUAUUUUCGUCUCACAAGAAUGGUUCAGUAGCGUGCCUGACGGAUUUCUAUAUAACAUCAAAAUGAGCAAAACUGAUUUUCGUAAAAUAAUUCAGAUGCAAUUCGAAACUUUGUCAACACUUUGCAAAAUCGCUCAAAAUACAUUAAAUAUAUCGUUGUCAAUAUUGAAAGAAACUGAUUUAAUUACAGCAUAUGUUAUUUCUCGUGUUGAAUUUGAUAGUCGAACAAAAUUAGUCAUAGAACAGUUCAAACAAACAACAUCGAAUCAGUUCAUAGAAACAUUCAAAUUAAUUCAAGCAAUAAAUCAUGCAAAUCAGCUUGGCAUAUUGCUUUCCUCUAACUGGAUCUUCUUUCGAAAAUAUCCACAUAAUAAUCUCGAUCUAAUUAAAGAUGAGCUGAUUGAUGUACUAACUCGACCACAAAAAUAUGGAACACAUACUUGUUCAUGUGGAAUACAAUCGAACUGUUCAAACCUAGCAGAAUUCCCAUUUCCGACACCAAGCAAAGCAUUCAUACAACCUCUUCCAGGAUUUCUUUAUGGUUGUAUGAUGCUCGAUUCUUUAUUGCAGUCAACUUUGACUUGUCUCUAUAAUAAGACAUGUCUUAGUUUUAUACAAUCAUCUAUUUACUAUUCUAAACCUUUACCAGUUAAAGUUCUUACGCAUUCUUCAUUAACAAUGCCCAAUACAACGAUUGAAACACUUCUUAAUCAAAUGUUUAUAUCUCAAUGGUUUCAGAAUACAUCAUUUGAUCUUUAUUUUAAUCAAUGUGCACCUCAAUCAUGUGAAUAUUCUCAUGUAUUAGAAUAUAAUUCACUCUAUAUUAUAACAACAUUAAUUGCUCUAUUUGGAGGUUUAACAAGAGGACUACAUGUUCUUGUGAAAUUGCUAGCAAUUAUCGUAUACAAAUUCGUUGAUUGGCGAAAGAAGAAAAGACAAGUAGUAUCAGAUUUAACAUCAUCGAAUAUCUUUAUAAACAUUGACAAUAAUGAAGAGGUGAGCGAAGUACUUUCGAUUUCGACAACAACCGUGACGACAGUUCAGGACACUAUAACGUCUGACGAAGAACAGAACCAUCCCAACAAAACGUAUCGAGACCGACUAAUACUAAUUUGUUUAACUCUGUUAGCUAUAGCAGCAAUAAUAUCAGUGUCCAUUAAUUUGUUUAUUGCUCGAAAUAAAGAGCAACAAGUUAUUUCAACAACCAUUCAAACAACUACAGAAAGUAGUAAUAAUUUAAUAACAGAAUCAACAAUGAUAUCAACAAAUAUUUGUCAUAUGAAUUUUAAGUAUCAAUCUCAAACUUAUCCUACUGAUCUUAAUCCUGUAUCAAUGGUGAUCGGUGAUUUUAAUCAUGAUGAUAUUGUAGAUUUAGCUGUGACUAAUGCUGAUUCAGAUACAAUAAGUGUGCUAUUGGGAAAUAAUAAUGAAACAUUUCAAACACGACAACUAUAUUCAACAGGAAAUGGAUCUAGACCAACAGAAAUAGCAAUUGGUGAUUUUGAUAAUGAUACAUUCUUAGAUUUAGUUAUUAGUCUUGAUGAAUAUUCUGAAUUUCAAUUUAGUAUCUUUUUAAAUAUGGGCAACAGAUAUAACUUUAAAUAUAAACUAUGCUCGUGUGAUGUCUACCCGGGUAAAAUCAUUUUAAUAGUCGCCUAUAAUUUGGAUAAUGAUGCAAGACUAAAUGAUAUGGCCUGGCUCACCAGUCGUGGUCUCGUGUUAACUCGCAGGACAUAUGAGUUCCCAAAUUAUCUCAAAGACGAAGUUUUAACAAAUGAUGAAAUAUAUAAAAAUCCAUCUGCUGCAGUCACAGGAAGAUUCAAUGACGAUGAAUUCGCCGAUUUGGCGUUGAUUUCUUUUCAAUCGGACACAUUACAAGUUUUACUUCGCUAUAAAGAUAAAGUGCUGUUGGACUGGAAGACCAUUCCAAUGAUUUAUCUCACAGAUCACUAUCCGACAUCUAUUGCUCGAAUUAAUUUUAAUAAUGAUCGAAUCGAUGAUUUAGCUAUAUUACAUUGCAAUGGAACUGUAACAAUAUUUAUUGGCUCAAAACAUGGACUUUUUGAACGGAAAGAUUUAUCUUUUGGAACUCAUAUUGGUUGCAUUGAUAAAUGUUGUCAGUCAUUGCAAGUAAUUGAUUUGGAUCGAGAUGGAAGAGAUGAUCUAGUGUUUAUUGAUACAGGAAUGAAUAGUAUUCAAGUUGCUUUGGGUUUACCUUGCAAUGAAUAA